Messenger RNA from Cokeromyces recurvatus, 1433 nucleotides. RefSeq names its product meiotically up-regulated gene 113-domain-containing protein. The coding region runs from base 116 to 1198 and encodes 360 amino acids. The record is from RefSeq and is a predicted model, not a curated record. NCBI's taxonomy places the organism in Eukaryota, Fungi, Mucoromycota, Mucoromycetes, Mucorales, Mucoraceae. The transcript has 2 exons.
CGAUAUAAUAAUGUUUUCCUUUUUAACUACAAAUACAAGUCACUUAAAAAAAAAACCAGGAACAAUAGCAAUACUCAACUCAUAAAAACUUUUUAAUAUUAUUAAUUAUACCAUCAUGUUAAAUCGAUGUCAAAACAAAUUUGCUUUCUCAAAAUUGAAUUGGUACAUCUCAGCUCUAAAAAUAAAUGUACCAAAAAGAAUACUAAUUUCAACGUUAACAAAAUGUCAAUAUCGAACGACAACCUUAUUAGAAUCAACAAUUCCUGAUAAAAACAUUGAAAUAUCAACAACUGUAUUACCAUCAGUUUUAGUACCACCUUUGGAUCGGCCAACGCAAUUAAAUAGUGUUCAGCUAGUAGAUCCCCGAGAAUAUCGACAUUGUUCCGGAUUUAAUAAGCAUAGUGGACAACAAUGCAAAUACAUUCUAAAAGUUGAUCCUUCUAUUCCACUAUCAGAACGUAUGUAUUGUUACCGUCAUUAUUCAAAGAAUCAUAAAGAUCGAAAUAGGUACGAAUCUGUAGUAGUGACUAAAGCUAAUCGAUUAAAAAAACCGACAAAAUUAAAAAGAAAUAAAGCAACACCUUCUGUGAAUACAGUAAAUAUAUCCAAUAAGCUUUACGAUUGCUGGAAUUUGUGGAUUGCAGAGAAUAUAAAAGAUGAACAACGAGCCUUAAUUCGUCAGGAAAUACAAAAACCUAUAUCCAAACGUGAAAAGUCCGGUUAUAUUUAUGCAUAUUUACAUGAUGAAGACUUAAUAGUAUCCGAGCAUGCAUAUGCAUAUUUUAAAAUUGGUCGUACAACAGAUCCGCAUCGACGUAUGUACCAAAUACACCGAGAUUGCCAGUAUAUACCCAAGAUUAUUGAACUGUUCCCGAGCUUUCCCGAACCGUCUGAUACUUCACUCAUGGAAAAUAAUCUGGAACCUUUGAAACAUAAAUUAGAUGAAUUGCCAAAAUGCCCAUUGUCACAUAGAGUAGAGAGACUUAUACAUUUAGAAUUAUCAAGUUUAUAUCAAAAGGUAAUGUUUACAUGUCCUAAAUGUGGGAAAAAGCAUAGAGAAUGGUUUCGCGUCAAAAGAACUAAACAUCCUGAUGGAAGAUUAAUGACUGACCAAGAACUUUGGCUAUUAAACAUCAGGCCAGUUAUAUUACGAUGGAUACAAUUUGGGGUUCUUGCCUCAGAAUUAAAAAGGAUAUAGAUUUGGAUAUAUAUAUAUAUAAUAGUUAUUCAAAUUUACAUUACUAUUAUUUUAUAUGUGUAUAGAUAAUAAAAAAAAAAAAGAAUAGAACGAUCUAUUUAAAGUGAUAAAAUAAAAUCACAAAAAGUAUUAAAAUAAGGAAAGAAAGAGUGAAGGGGAAUACUGUUAAGUGAUUAUCGUACAGAAAAAAAAAUAUAAAGUAUAUAAAUAUAUAUAUGUGUGUGUGUCGUAAAAU